Molecule: messenger RNA, 833 nt
Organism: Musca domestica (house fly)
Lineage: Eukaryota; Metazoa; Arthropoda; Insecta; Diptera; Muscidae
Product: protein LLP homolog
Exons: 2
Coding region: 106-540 (144 amino acids)
Biological process (GO): dendrite extension
Cellular component (GO): nucleolus
Molecular function (GO): RNA binding
Source: RefSeq, a predicted model, not a curated record
UUGUUUUUAUUCAAACGCCAAACAACACAACACGUGUUUAUUGGGAAAAGUUGGAUAUUUCCGAAAAAAUAUAAUAAUUUAGUUAAUUAAUAAAAACGAAUCAACAUGGGUCGUACAAAUAAAUCCCGUAAGCGACGCGAAGAAAAUAGCAAAGCCAAAAAGGCUCGCUAUGAAGUCAAGGAAUUGGCCCGGCUAAAGAAAACUCUUGGCAUAAUGGACACAGACGAAGAUAUGAAAGAAAUCGCAGAGGUGGCCACGGUCAAAACUGCCAAAGAAUUGAAAAUGGAAAAGAAAACAAAAGAAGAGGAAGAACUGACCCAUGAACUACAGGAGCAACGUGAAAAAGGUGAAAAUGUCACCGUUGUCAAUGAGAAAACUGGCAAGGUUCAUGUCUACAAUACAAAGACUCUGAAAGAUCAACAUGGUUCCUAUCCACCGUGGUAUAAACCCAAGAAAACAGCCAAACGUAUACGCAAGAUUAAUCAUUCCCGUAUGAAGCGAUUCAAGCAAACAUGGACUGUAACAAAUGUCCCACUCUAAUUUUCUCUGGGGUUUUUCACGACGCCAUUCAUCGUUUUACCAUUAAGCUGUGAAUAGUGAAUUUAGAUUGUAAGUUUAUUUCUUCUAUUCAACACCGUUAAAUGUUUAUGGAUUUUAUAAACGUUAAUUUCCAUAAGGGUUUGAAAUAAUUUUACAAGCAGAAAUCAUCUUGUUAGGCUAAGCUAAUAUAAUUUAUGAAAAAGAAAAAAAUACAAAUAUAAAGAUUUGUAUUUCCAUCCUUUUUAUAAAAUAAGAUAUAACGUAUCUUGAGUAAAUAAAUAUUGAGACAUUAA